AUGGAUAAGAUAUUAAACGUUAUGAAAACUUUACUUAAGUUACGUAUUCCAUAUCUUUCAAAGGAAAAUAAAUGUAAUUCCAUCAAGCAUAACGAAGAAGCCGAAUUUCGUAUGGCGAUUUAUUUGAAACAAUUCAAAAAAUGGACACCUAACACCGGUAAUACAUAUUUUGAUUAUCAAGAAAGAAGAAAGACCAUUCGAAAUUUAGCCAAAAUUUGUUUUAAGUGGAACAUACAAGAGAAGAAUACAAUAUUGGAAUUAUUACAUCAAUUACUCAAGCAUGAUACGUAUGUUUAUCAUCUUUUUAUUAAUCUUCCCAGUGUUUUACGGUUUAAAAACGAUCCGAAUGAAAAUGAAAAGUAUGCACACCUCAAUUAUUUCUUGUUGCAAACUAAUAGAUUACGGGUCAUUUUUGGAGAUGAAAAUCUUCGAUUUGUCGAAACAGCAUUCUACAUUAGAUACCGUUCACAAAGUCCUAAACUCUGUCUUGGAGCAAUUCUUAACUGUCAUCCAACCUUUCUCCUUCUUUUAUUGCAACACGGGGCAUUAAUUAAAUGGAUUCAUGAUAUAAGAGAGUGUAAUACAAAUCGUAACGAUUACAAAUAUCUAAUUUAUUUAAUACUUUUAUUAUGGAGAGAAAAAAAAUUUAGGUACGAUAAUAUAGAAUUGGUGAAUGUGAUAAGCACAUCGGAUCCCGUACCUGAACUCAUUUCGAAUGCCAAUUUGUUACUAAGAGAGGUGCCAAAAUUGAAGAAUGUGUGCAAAUUAUAUGAUAUGAAAGAAUAUACCUAUAAUUUUCGAUAUGAAGUAUUAAUAGUGCCACAUAUUGUAGAUAGUUUUCAUAAAUUAUUACCAUCGUUAAUAGAAAGGUACUUGAAGCCUGCUAAAUUACAGCAUUUAUGUCGAUGCGUUAUCAGAUAUUGUCUUUGGUUGAAUUGGAAAUUGCCACAAGGAAUCGAAUUAUUACCCUUGCCAAUAUUUUUAAAGAAUUACAUCAAUUUAUUAAUUGAUUAAUAACGUGUUUAUAUUGCAAAUUUAUUUGUUUAAUUUCUCUAACUUGCAAGACACAGUGCAAAUUUCCAAAAUUUUAUUUCGUCAUAUUGUACAAGUUAAAUUUCCACAAUAA
Molecule: messenger RNA, 1126 nt
Organism: Centruroides sculpturatus (bark scorpion)
Lineage: Eukaryota; Metazoa; Arthropoda; Arachnida; Scorpiones; Buthidae
Exons: 1
Coding region: 1-1014 (337 amino acids)
Biological process (GO): intracellular signal transduction
Source: RefSeq, a predicted model, not a curated record